GGGUAUGGUAGGAGUGUUUGUCCCUCAGUCCUUGCCGUAGCUCAGAUUUAUCCAAUCAGUUUGCAUCCUUGGAAGAAGGUAGGUGCGGCUUAGUCAAUGACACGCCAACAAAGCUGCGAAUCAGAUGAGAGCCGAUAGCGCUGCAGCCAAUCAAGGAGCGGUAUCCGCUGGGCCGGCCCGCCUGUUGGAGCUCGCACAUGCGCAGCGGCCCCUCGGCACUCGUGUCUGUGUGCCCGGUUCCGAGUCGCCUCUUCGAUUCAUGAUAUAAUAUCCGAACUCUGACCCACUGAAGCAUGUCGUGGCUGUUUGGCUUGAAUAAAGGGCAGGCGAGCCCCCCGCCGGAUCUGCCCCUGCCCCCGCCGCCGGUCGGGGGGUCUGGCGGUGCCGGGGAAGGGGGGGAUAAACCCAAGGACAAGUGGAGCAACUUCGACCCCACGGGGCUGGAGCGAGCGGCCAAGGCGGCUCGGGACCUCGACCAGUCACGCCAUGCCAAGGAAGCGCUGGAUCUGGCCCGCAUGCACGAGCAAACUCUGCAGAUUGAGCAGCAGGGCAAGAUGAAGGAGUACGAGGCAGCGCUGGAGCAGCUGAAAGGAGAGCAGAUCCGAAUCCAGGGCGAGGAGAGACGGAAAACACUGGGGGAGGAAACCAAGCAGCACCAAGCGAGGGCGCAGUACCAGGACAAGCUGGCUCGGCAGCGCUAUGAAGACCAGCUCCGGCAGCAGCAACUGCUGAACGAUGAGAAUCUUCGGAAACAGGAAGAGUCCGUCCAGAAACAGGAAGCCAUGCGGAAAGCGACGAUCCAGCAUGAGAUGGAGCUGAGGCACAAGAACGAGAUGCUGCGGAUCGAGGCCGAGUCGAAAGCGAAGGCGAAGGUGGAGCGCGAGAACGCUGACAUCAUCCGCGAGCAGAUCAGACUGAAGGCAGCCGAACACAGGCAGACCGUGCUGGAGUCCAUCCGGACAGCAGGCACUGUGUUCGGAGAAGGAUUUAGAGCCUUCGUUUCUGACUGGGAUAAAGUCACAGCCACGGUCGCGGGGCUCACCCUGCUGGCAGUGGGGGUGUACUCUGCCCGCAAUGCCACGGCGGUGGCGGGGCGCUAUAUCGAGGCACGGCUCGGGAAACCCUCGCUGGUGCGCGAGACCUCCAGGAUCACCGUGGGGGAGGCCAUCAAACACCCCAUCAAGAUGGGCCGGCGCCUCGCCAGCAAGCCUCAGGACGCCCUGGAAGGAGUGGUGCUGAAUCCCAUGCUGGAGGAGCGGGUGCGAGACAUCGCUAUAGCGACGCGGAACACUCAGCAGAACCGCGGGCUAUACCGGAACAUUCUGAUGUACGGACCUCCGGGGACCGGCAAGACCCUGUUUGCAAAGAAACUGGCAAUGCACUCUGGGAUGGACUACGCCAUCAUGACUGGUGGAGACGUCGCCCCCAUGGGGAGAGACGGCGUCACUGCGAUGCACAAAGUGUUCGACUGGGCCAGCAGCAGCAGAAGAGGGUAAAUAGAGUCCUGACUGCUCCUAACAGACU
Molecule: messenger RNA, 1524 nt
Organism: Polyodon spathula (Mississippi paddlefish)
Lineage: Eukaryota; Metazoa; Chordata; Actinopteri; Acipenseriformes; Polyodontidae
Gene: atad3
Product: ATPase family AAA domain containing 3
Exons: 11
Coding region: 294-1496 (400 amino acids)
Biological process (GO): mitochondrion organization
Cellular component (GO): mitochondrion
Molecular function (GO): zinc ion binding; ATP hydrolysis activity; ATP binding
Source: RefSeq, a predicted model, not a curated record